Penicillium psychrosexuale is the source of this 1008-nucleotide messenger RNA. RefSeq lists its product as uncharacterized. The record is from RefSeq and is a predicted model, not a curated record. The transcript has 5 exons. NCBI's taxonomy places the organism in Eukaryota, Fungi, Ascomycota, Eurotiomycetes, Eurotiales, Aspergillaceae. The coding region runs from base 1 to 1008 and encodes 335 amino acids.
AUGCGUCUCUUCAUAUCGUUAGCCCUAGUUGGUCUAUCUUCAACCAAACCGGCCUGGGCAUCCCUCGGCGACAGGGCUACUGAUGUCCCGCCAUAUGUCUUUAAAUAUGCACCGUUGGUCUGGCUCCAUAGCCAGGAAACAUACAUGCCGAGCGAUAUUCAACAGCAGCUCGAUCACACCAGACCCAAUGUCAACUGGACGGCGAUCGAGGGAGUGGAAUCCCCCCUGACCCUCAACAACCUCGACACUCUCAAUUCAAUGGGUAAUACGAGCGUCUACCUAACCUCCCUAGAGGGCAUCGAAGCCAACCCAGAGCCAGCUUGGUUCCGAGGGAUCAGACCGGACGCCCAGGGACGAACAGUUGACGGUACAUCGAGUGUUCUCAUCAUCGCAGACCGUGGCAACGGAACCGUUGAUGCGUUCUACUUCUACUUCUAUGCAUUCAACAAAGGCGGUAAAGUCCUAGGCCUGGAAUUCGGCGACCACAUCGGAGACUGGGAACAUAACAUGAUCCGCUUCGUCAACGGCACACCCGACGCAAUAUGGUACAGCCAGCAUGCUAGCGGGCAGGCAUUCACCUACGACGCCGUCGAGAAGAAGGACAAGCGGCCAUAUGUGUACUCUGCAGUGGGUACGCAUGCAAGCUAUGCAAUUCCAGGAAAACACGACCACACCUUCCCGGGCUUCAACCUGCCUGCAGGGUUUCUGUUGGACUAUACGGACCGUGGCAUGCUGUGGGAUCCCAUGCUCAAUGUAUACACUUAUACCUAUGACGGAACAACAGCUGCGUUCCAGGCGGUGGACUCCAAAGAUCCUGUGGCGUGGUUGGGGUUCAAUGGGAGAUGGGGUGACGACCAGCCGCCUAAUGAGCCUACGCUCUUCGGUGAGGCUAAGAAUGUUGCUGGUCCUAAUGGUCCUAGGUUCAAGAGUUUGGAUAGACAGCUGGUGUGUCCUUCUAAGCCGUGCUUUGUGCUUCCGUUCAGGACUUUCUCCGUGGAUGCGGCUUAA